AUUCGAAGCACGAAGAACGUAUUUCACGUGCCUUGGUGACGUGGGAAUUAUCAAGCAGAAUUCGAUUAUUUAUUGUUACUCCUUCGUUUGAGUCUCCGUCUUUCGCAUCGCGGGCGAAAGAGACAAAGAUGUGAAAAUCUCGUCCUGAGUCUCAUCGACCUCGUUCCCAAUGACGAUCAUAUACACGAAGAAGAUCACCACUUCAGGAUACUACGGCGGAUUCUUCCAGUUCCUCUGCAGGUGGAAAGGGAGCGUGUACAAGUCGGUGUGGAAAGAUGUCCUCUUCUGGCUGCUCGUUUACUACAUCCUCCGCGUCAUUUACACGGGGAUGCUCUCCGAAGAGGGACGAAAACUCCUUUUGCAGUCGGAGAUGGCGCUGAAGUACCGUUUGGCGAUAAUGCGCUACAUCCACCUGGGAGUCAUCAUCUGCAUGCAAACCCUGAGCACCCGAGCCGAGAAGCACUUCGGGGAACUGGAGGACCUCCUCGACGAGCAAUGCCCCUCGUGCAGAUCCAAAGAGGGAAAGUCUUCGCAUCCUGGCUCUCCUUGCAUCAGAGACAAACCGGGCUACAUCCCACGCAUGCUGACGGAGGAAGAGAAGGAUAUCCUGGAGGAUUUAGGCCGUGUCUACGGGAGCGAGAAGCCACCCUAUUGGAUCCCGUUGGUGUGGGCGUGUCGCGUGGCGGAGGAGGCCAGAAGCAAGGGGCUCGUUGGCACAAGCCUGGGGCUUCAGAGCAUCAUCUCAGAGAUCCGUGGCGUCCGAACUCGACUCGGACAGUGUCGGGACAUGGAAAAUAUCAACAUCCCGCUCGUUUACACCCAGGUGGUGACGAUGGGGUGCUACACGUGGUGGAUCGUGUCUCUCAUUGCGAGCCAGUUCAUAGAGCAGGACGGGAUGGACAUCUAUUUCCCGAUUUUCUCGGUCUUGCAGUUGGUGUUCUUCAUGGGCUGGCUGAAGGUGGCUGAGAUGCUCAUCAACCCGUUCGGCGAGGACGAGGACGAUUUCGACGUUGAUGACAUCGUCGAACGGAACAUCAAGAUCCCUUUCCCAGUUCUGGGCUCCCUGAAUGGAUGUUGGAUGUACUCCAGAUCCUUGGAUUGCAGCUUACUUUCUGCUUCUUCUAAUGAUGGCAGUGUCACAUGGCAGGAAUUUGAUAAUUUCUUUGUCUUGAUCCUUAUUGUUAAGGAUGGAAACAUAUUGGAGGAAAAGCUUAGGAGGAGUAUGCUGGAUCUUGUUUACUCUGCACUGGUUCUUUCUCUGGGCUCUGAUCUCAUGUCAUCAUCCACAAGUGUGGAAAAGCUGAAGAGGGAGAUGAGGAGUUGCUAUCGUGUCAUUGACCUGAUCCUGAGAGACAUGGCAGCUGCAUCCACAGCUUCAUCCCUUGCCACCAUCUGCCUCAAGCCCUUCUACUCCCCAUAUUGUCCUGAUGACUUGCAGAAAAUGAAGACCUAUUUGGAGUCAUUCUGUGGUUCAUUUGACAUUGCAUAUGGAUGCAUGUUGCACCAUGGAGUGGCUGUGGCAUGCACAGAUGCAUGGAGAGAGCUUCUGUCAUCACAUGAGGCCUUGCUCCUCUCCAUCUGGGUUCGGUGUCUCCAACCAAUCUCUGCCUGUGAUACUCCCCUCUUCCUCCCACAUAAGAGCCCCAAGGUACCUUUCCGCCUGCUGUGCUUCCGUUUGAUCGGUGGUGAGCCAUUGCACCUAUGUCUUCUCUGUGGAUCAACUCCAAACUUUUCAGACGUCCUGAAGCAGAUCAACCCCUUUUGGAGACCCCAUCUUCAGUUUAUGAAGGGCAUGAAGAGCCAGUUCCGUAGUCUGACCUUCAAAACUGAUCCUUAUUUCUUAGGGUUUGUGCUGUUGGAUGAAGGGAAAAAUUGGGGAACAGUGCAGGUGGAAGAGAGCGAUGAAGAUGGAACAUCUGCCAAAGAGAAAAUUGAAGCUUUGAGAUCCUUUCAUAUCCGAUUCUCUCCUCUAUUGGAUCCUCCCACCUCUGACUCAGGAGAGAUUCCUGUAUCAGAGACGUACGAGAUAGGGCCUGUUUUUGCCUGCUAUGCACUCAAUGUAUCACCCUUUCGGAUGUAUGCCCUUUUCAAGAAGUCCAUCACUCCGCAUCAUAUGAGGGUCGCAUCGAGGCACACCCUGGAGAAAAUUCUCAAAAGCAAAUUGGUGACCUAAGCUGAUACUGAUCAGAUGAGUUACACUGAGAACCAUACUGUGAUUCCAUGUACAAACUUUUUGAAAGUUCAUCUUCUAUCCUUUUUCACUUUUCUAUUCACGUUUGAUUUUUUUUCACCAAGACAAUCAAUAAAGG
Messenger RNA from Darwinula stevensoni, 2309 nucleotides. The record is from the annotation of a GenBank genome assembly. Lineage: Eukaryota; Metazoa; Arthropoda; Ostracoda; Podocopida; Darwinulidae.